AUGUCGGUCGUUGUUUCGAUUGUUAACUAUCUCCGAACUAGAAAACUAAAACACCGCUUAUUCAAAUUAUUUCUGGAAGAAGUUGAUGCAGAAUAUGGCGACGUAGUGUAUCAUACCGACGUAAGAUGGCUAGGUCGCGCAAAUGUGCUAAAACGGUUCAUUUCUCUGAAAACUGAGAUAACAACAUUUUUGAAAACAGAGUACAAAGUAUUUUCCGAGUUAAACGACUCUUCUUGGAAUGAAGAUUUAUUUUUUCUUGGCGACAUUACUUCACAUUUAAACGACCUGAAUAUCCAGCUUCAAGGAAAAAGAAAACUGAUCUUCGAUUUUCUUGCUGCGGUAAUCAGUUUCAAAGCAAAGUUAAGACUUUUCAAAAGUCAAUUUUUAAAAGGAAUGUUGAUACAUUUUCCUAUCUGCUCACAGCAUAUUUCGCCAGAGAGACAAUUAGCAGCAGGAAUCAAAUACGCUGAACACAUCGAACUCCUCAAUGAAGAAUUUAACAACAGACUCAGUCUUUCCAGUGGAGAAGAACUACAUCUAAAAAUUAUUGAAAACCCUUUUUCAAUCGAUCCAGCAGAAGCACCUCCACGUUUACAAAUGGAACUUAUCGAUUUGCAGGCUUCAUCUGCAUACAAAAGUAAACAUGCAGAAAGCAGGUUGCAAGACUUUUACAAGUGCUUGAACAAAGAAAGCUUCAAAAAUUUACUUACUUUGGCAAAGCAAAUUUUCAGCUUAUUUGGGAGCGCUUAUAUAUGUGAACAAACGUUCUCAGUUAUGAACUUCAACAAAAACAAACAACGUUCCUCUAUUACUGAUGGACAUCUGGAAGAUAUAUUAAAAAUAUCUUGUUCCAGUAUCGUGCCGGAUUAUGCUGAGCUUGUUGCAAACAAGAGGUGUAACAUUUCACAUUAA
This is a messenger RNA of Styela clava, 912 nucleotides long. Its product is annotated as general transcription factor II-I repeat domain-containing protein 2A-like. The record is from RefSeq and is a predicted model, not a curated record. NCBI's taxonomy places the organism in Eukaryota, Metazoa, Chordata, Ascidiacea, Stolidobranchia, Styelidae.